AUGUACUCGUGUUUAGUGACUCGACCCGAUCUCCCACAACCACUCUAUGAGACCCUCCGACCGCACUGUGCGCUCGACGUCUGGCAAAAGCCGGUGAUUAUGCCGAGGGAUGAGUUGGUGGCGCGGAUUAAAGGCAAACACGCGUUGCUGUGCACUCUAUCCGAUCGCAUCGACGCCCAUGUAUUGGAUGCGGCGACCGACUCGCUGCGAGUGAUCGCAACCAUAUCCGCCGGUUUCGAUCACAUAGACGUCAAUGAGUGUCGUGCGAGAGGCAUAAAAGUGGGAAAUACACCCGACGUGUUGACAGAUGCGGUCGCCGAGCUCACCAUCGCUUUACUGUUGGCCACUAGUCGACGACUUUUUGAAGCGGAAAAAGCGCUCCGAAAUGGCGAAUGGAUGACGGGUUGGAACCACCUAUGGAUGUGUGGCUCGUCUAUCAAAGACAGUGUUCUGGGAUUCGUUGGUAUGGGACGGAUAGGAAUGGCUGUCUGCCAGCGGCUGAAGAGUUUUGGUGCCAAAGAGUAUCUGUAUUGCGGAAACAGCGCGAAGUCCUCGGCGGACGCAUUGGACGCACAAUUUGUAUCGUUUGACGCGCUGUUAGAAAAGAGUGAUUUCGUGAUCAUAAGCUGUCUAUUGAACGACAAAACUCGUCACAUGUUUGAUGAAAAGGCAUUCAAACGCAUGAAGACGAGUGCGAUCCUGAUUAACACGAGUCGCGGGGCAGUCGUCGACCAGAAAGCGCUUUACAAUGCAUUAAACUCAGGCGACAUUAGAGGAGCCGGACUCGACGUCAUGGAAGUGGAACCGAUUCCUCUCGACGACCCCCUCCUCUCAUUGUCUAACGCCGGUGUGUCUGAGCUCCACAUUAAGUCUAACAUUGAAUUUAAUUAA
Oppiella nova is the source of this 891-nucleotide messenger RNA. The record is from the annotation of a GenBank genome assembly. Lineage: Eukaryota; Metazoa; Arthropoda; Arachnida; Sarcoptiformes; Oppiidae.